AUGUCUUCAAAUUUAAUUCAAAGUAUAAAAGAACUAUUGGAAGUUGGUGAACAAGAAAACUUGUCUCCAAAUUUAAUUCAUAAAAAAUUACAAAAAUUAUUGGAAGAAGCUGUACAAGAAAAUUCUAGUAGAACUGCUAAUUCAAGUUUCAAUUCAGUUGAUGAAGACCCGGAUAAUAAUCAUGCAGAAUUGGAUAAGAUUAAUGAUAUCGGCCAACUGGUUUCAAAUAGUUUCCUCAAAGACUUGAAUAAUACAAGCAAAUUAAUUCACACUUUUGAUACAAUGAAAGAAGACAUUAGAAAAAUAUAUUUUAAUGUCAAUUUGCCAAAAGAUGGAGAUAUUGAGGAAUGGAAAGAAUAUGUCAAUACUUUAUUAAUUCACUAUAACAAUUUGAUGAAUGAUGGACCAAUUGAUUAUAAUUAUGGUAUUGAUAUAACUGAAAUUAAUAAAAUAAAAAAUCAAAUUAAAAAUGCAUUCUUACAACAUUUAAGAGAACAAGGUGAUGAAAAUAACUUGUACAAGAUAUUUAGUAUAAAAAUUGGGUAUGAUGCUUCAUUAGAAGAGUUCAUCAAGUAUCUUGAUGAAAAUCCAAUAUUCACCAUCGCAGAAAAUAUUGAGUUAUUUUUUGAUUCAAGAAUAGAAUUUAUGAAAAUACCAAGAACGUUCAAUGAAGUAUUCGAUUUUUGGUUAAAAUUAAUUGAAAGUGAUAAUCCAUUAUAUCAAUUUUUGUCUGAACUUGGAGCCAUACACUUCGAACUUUACCAAAGUCUUGAAGAUGAUACUGUCACAAAAAAAGAGUAUCUUAUGUUAAUUGCAAAACUAUACAAGGAAAAAUUGGAAUUUAAUGAUCUGCAAGAAUCUUUUUCAAUGCCAGACUUGGAAUUUUUUGCCAAUCAGAUAAGUUCGGAUGUUAGACCAACCAUGGAAUAA
Messenger RNA from Lodderomyces pseudojiufengensis, 930 nucleotides. RefSeq lists its product as uncharacterized. The transcript has a single exon. Lineage: Eukaryota; Fungi; Ascomycota; Pichiomycetes; Serinales; Debaryomycetaceae. The record is from RefSeq and is a predicted model, not a curated record. Bases 1 to 930 code for a protein of 309 amino acids.